AUGAGAAUCAGAAAUUAUCAGAAGGCCUGAGAGUCUUCAGAGAAGGACCAGACUCAACUCCAUAGAGAUGUAGAAGCCAAGGUUUUGAAGCUAGACUCUAAAUAUUCAGAUCUCUGCUUUGAGGUAUUCACAGAGAAGCUUGAUUUUAAUGGGUACCUUGAAGGAGAUGUCUGAAGUCCGAAAAGAUUUUACCUUGGCUCUGAUAAUUACGAAGCCAAGAAUUUCUUUAGAAAACAUCGGAAGCUGAAUCAAACAAUAAAAGAAGUUGAUUUAGUCAAAAUUUUAAUCCUUCCAAACCAAAGUUUUGGUAAAUCAUUGAUCAAGCUAUUAAUAAGCCCGAAGUCGGUCAUCAAGGCAGAGGAUUUUCAUAUCUAUAAUUUUACCAAGAUGGUAUCUCAAAAAUAUUCACUAGUGAAGAGUACCUGAUCAAGCCUUUGGAAUUAUACUCGUUCAGCAAGCUUAGAGUACUUUCGGUUGAAGCCGACUCAUAUUCAGAGAAUCAUUAUUUCAGGAAGACAUCUGGAGAAUAUCUUAUUUGGAAAAUGCUGGAUUUUAGAACAGGAAUGAGAGCCCACUUUUAAGAAUUAUAGCUUGGUUGUAAACAUGGAAACAGUGGAGUUCUACUGCUGCUCUCCAGUCACGAUUUACAAGGAUGAAAGGUGUGUUCUCAUUUGCACUAUAAUGAAUGAGAUCCUCAAUUCUACAUAUAGAAAGACAUUCUGAGUUACCAUGAGUUGGGGCGAUAGAGUGAUCAUGUCAAAAGAGGAGAUUAUUCAAGAUUUAGAUUGUGAAUAUGCUAGAGACAAGAUAGAAAUAAAUGAAGGCGAAGUAAAGUUCCAUUUGAAUACAUAAGUGAUGCUUUUUAUUCUUCAACAGCUG
Messenger RNA from Moneuplotes crassus, 879 nucleotides. Lineage: Eukaryota; Ciliophora; Spirotrichea; Euplotida; Euplotidae. The record is from the annotation of a GenBank genome assembly.